Chinchilla lanigera (long-tailed chinchilla) is the source of this 1048-nucleotide messenger RNA. It is a transcript of the gene Prph2, whose product is annotated as peripherin 2 (retinal degeneration, slow). The coding region runs from base 1 to 1041 and encodes 346 amino acids. Gene Ontology annotation, cellular component: membrane. Gene Ontology annotation, biological process: visual perception. The transcript is spliced from 3 exons. Lineage: Eukaryota; Metazoa; Chordata; Mammalia; Rodentia; Chinchillidae. The record is from RefSeq and is a predicted model, not a curated record.
AUGGUGCUGCUUAAGGUCAAGUUUGACCAGAAGAAGCGGGUCAAGUUGGCACAGGGGCUCUGGCUCAUGAACUGGCUCUCCGUGUUGGCUGGCAUCAUCGUCUUCAGCCUGGGGCUCUUUCUGAAGAUCGAGCUCCGGAAGAGGAGCGAGGUGAUGAACAAUGCCGAAAGCCAUUUCGUGCCCAACUCCUUGAUAGGGGUGGGGGUGCUGUCCUGCGUCUUCAACUCCCUGGCUGGCAAGAUCUGCUACGACGCCCUGGACCCCGCCAAGUUCGCCAGGUGGAGGCCCUGGCUGAAGCCCUAUCUGGCCGUCUGUAUCCUCUUCAACGUCACCCUCUUCCUUGUGGCCCUGUGCUGCUUCCUGCUGCGGGGCUCGCUGGAGAGCACGCUGGCCCACGGGCUGAGGAGCGGCAUGAAGUACUACCGCGACACCGACACGCCGGGCCGCUGCUUCAUGAAGAGGACCAUCGACAUGCUGCAGAUCGAGUUCCAGUGCUGCGGCAACAACGGCUUUCGGGACUGGUUCGAGAUUCAGUGGAUCAGCAACCGCUACCUGGACUUUUCCUCCAAAGAAGUCAAAGACCGCAUCAAGAGCAACGUGGACGGGCGGUACCUGGUGGACGGGGUGCCCUUCAGCUGCUGCAACCCCAGCUCGCCGCGGCCCUGCAUCCAGUACCAGCUCACCAACAACUCCGCACACUACAGCUACGACCACCAGACCGAGGAGCUCAACCUGUGGCUGCGGGGCUGCAGGGACGCCCUGCUGGGCUACUACGGCAGCCUCAUGAGCUCCAUGGGCAUCGUCACGCUGCUUGUGUGGCUCUUUGAGGUGGCCAUCACCGUCGGGCUGCGCUACCUGCACACGGCGCUGGAGAGCGUGUCCAACCCCGAGGACCCGGAGUGUGAGAGCGAGGGCUGGCUGCUGGAGAAGAGCGUGCCCGAGACCUGGAAGGCUUUCCUGGAGAGCCUGAAAAAGCUGGGCAAGGGCAACCAGGUGGAAGCCGAGGGCGCGGACGCAGGCCAGGCCGCCGAGGCCGGCUGAGGGGGAC